Molecule: messenger RNA, 903 nt
Organism: Tripterygium wilfordii
Lineage: Eukaryota; Viridiplantae; Streptophyta; Magnoliopsida; Celastrales; Celastraceae
Product: glycine-rich cell wall structural protein 2-like
Exons: 1
Coding region: 1-903 (300 amino acids)
Source: RefSeq, a predicted model, not a curated record
AUGACUGCCUCUGCUAAAUCUUUAUGCAUGUUUGUUCUUCUUUUUCUUUUGAGCAUUAAUGCUAGUGCUUUGAGUGGUAAUGGUAAUGUUGGUGAUCAUGAUGAGGGCGACUAUUGUUCUUAUAGGAGUUGGAGAAGCUGUGGAAGUUUUUUUGGUAGAGGUGGCAAAGGUUUUGGUGGUGGUGAAGGAGGAGAUGGUGUUGGGUUUGGCCAUGGUGAAGGAUAUGGAGCAGGAGCUGGUGUAGGAGGUAACGACGGUGGUGGUGUUGGUGCUGGAGGUGGAGGAGGAGGUGGUGAAGGUGGGAAUGGUGAAGGAUCCGGCUAUGGAAGUGGUUUUGGCGCAGGUGUUGGUGUAGGAGGUGAUGGAGGUGCAGGUGGUGGUGGAGGAGGAGGAGGAAGAGGAUGGGGUUCUAAUGGUGGAGGAUAUGGACAUGGAAGUGGUUAUGGUGCUGGGAUGGGUUUUGGGAACAAUGGAGGUGGAGGUGGAGGAGGAGGUGGAGGCGGAGGCGGCGGCAAUGGUGGUGAAGGAUAUGGACAUGGAGAAGGUGGGGGUGUAAGUGGAAGUGGUGGUGGAGGAGGAGGAAGAGGAUGGGGUUCUAAUGGUGGAGGAUAUGGACAUGGAAGUGGUUAUGGUGCUGGGAUGGGUUUUGGGAGCAAUGGAGGUGGAGGCGGAGGCGGAGGUGGAGGUAGCGGCAAUGGUGGUGAAGGAUAUGGACAUGGAGAAGGUGGGGGUGUAAGUGGAAGUGGUGGCUCAACCGGGGUGAAAGGUGGUGGGCAUGGAAAUAAUGGCAAGGGAAAUGGGAUCAAUAUAGGGUUUGGAAUGGGCAUGGGCUUUGGGUUUGGCAUGGGAAGCAAUAUUGGGAGUGAUGAUGCACCCAACAACAGUGACAAUGUUUCCCCCUAA